Aspergillus novofumigatus IBT 16806 is the source of this 1251-nucleotide messenger RNA. RefSeq names its product FAD-dependent oxidoreductase. The record is from RefSeq and is a predicted model, not a curated record. The transcript has 4 exons. Bases 1 to 1251 code for a protein of 416 amino acids. Lineage: Eukaryota; Fungi; Ascomycota; Eurotiomycetes; Eurotiales; Aspergillaceae. Gene Ontology annotation, molecular function: monooxygenase activity.
AUGGAAAAAAACAUCAUCAUCGUCGGCGGUGGCAUGUGCGGCCUUGCCUCCGCCAUCGCCAUCUCCAAGGCUCUCUCCUCAGCUCAAACUAACCUAACCAUCACAGUCUACGAGCUCCGCAGCGUCCCCAGCACCCUCGGCGGGCCGGUAAAUCUCACCCCGAAGGCUCUCCGAUGUCUGGACAUGCUCGGCGUCUUGGACGAGUUAAAGCAAGCGAAGGCCGGCUGCGAAGUCGAUGCCAUCCAGAUUCUCUCCCUGCGGACGGGCAAGCAGGUCGGGACGAUCGACUAUACCGGUCCCGAGGGGACCGGGUUCGGCGGGUACAAGGGGUGGCGGGUGAUGCGGUAUGAGCUCCUGCAGGCGAUGCUGCGGGUGAUUGCGCGGUUACCGGCCGUGAAGAUCGAGUAUGGGAAGAAGCUGGUGAGGGUGGAGGAGCUCGCCGGCGCGACUGCGCCGGAUCGCAAGCCUUCGUACUCUGCGGUUGCGGCGGCGUAUGGUUUUGUCAAGGCGAAGGCUGUGCUUGGGGAGAACGGCAGGCCGUUUUUCAAGGAUACAGCGCUGCUGAUGUCGCGGUAUGGGUCUGUGAUGACGACCUUCUGCGACCAUGCUCGGGAGCUCGUCUACGUGGUUGUGCUGAUGCGGACGGAGGAGCAAGGGUCCCGCGAAGGGUGGAAGUUGCUGGAGAAGGACCAGGAGAUGGUCCGGAAGGAAGGCAGGAGGAUCACGCAGCAGUCGGCUAUUCCUGACGCUGAGAAAUUCAUCGAGGCUGUGGAGGACUGGACGUUUUAUCCGAUCUACCUGCUCCCGCCGAACGGGCAGUGGGCCACAGAUCGGGUGCUACUUCUGGGAGACGCUGCCCAUGCGAUGCCUCCAAAAGGCGAGAGUAUCGGUCAUGCGCUCGAAGAUGCGAUCAAAUUCGCCGAGGUCCUCUCGCGGUACGGGGUAGACGACCCCAAGGCCAGCUUCCGCUUCUUCGAAGACAUUCAGCGAAAGAAAGUAGAGGCCGCCCACCAGGCCGCCGUUAGAGGCUGGAUGCCGGCCCAUGACAUGGGCGCUGUGUUUUCUAGGGUAUUCGAGUGGAUCACUCCACUGUUCUUGUGGUGGAUGACGAGAGAACAGCAGCAGGACUUUCUGGAAGAUCCCAUGGACAUACCAUUUCCAGAUCGUGACGAGUCUGCAAGGCUCACGUAUGAUACUAGGUGUCUUAGAAAGUGGAUAAAGGCAUAUGCUUAUACUAAGGAUGUUCACUAA